This is a messenger RNA of Coprinopsis cinerea okayama7#130, 990 nucleotides long. RefSeq lists its product as hypothetical. Gene Ontology annotation, biological process: negative regulation of translation; mRNA catabolic process. The transcript has 6 exons. Gene Ontology annotation, cellular component: CCR4-NOT core complex; P-body; CCR4-NOT complex. Lineage: Eukaryota; Fungi; Basidiomycota; Agaricomycetes; Agaricales; Psathyrellaceae. Bases 1 to 990 code for a protein of 329 amino acids. The record is from RefSeq and is a predicted model, not a curated record.
AUGGCGGGUCUGGUAUCGCCCAAACCUCUAUCCUAUCUUCAGCAGCCAAAUGGUGGAUAUGGCCCUUUUGUUCGACAACACCCAACCUAUUCAGAAACACCGCCCCUGUCCGUACUCCACCACCAACAAUCCCAAUACUCGGUCACCCCAGGCGCUGUAGGCGGCAGCUCGGUUCAAGAAGAUAGCAAGAUCUAUUCGCUCGUCGUUGACCUUCUUGAUCCAGCUACAAGAGAAAGUGCCCUGCUGGAAUUGAGCAAGAAACGGGAACAGUAUGACGACCUUGCUCUCGUUCUCUGGCAUUCCUUCGGCAUUAUGCCAGCCCUCCUUCAAGAAAUUGUCUCUGUAUACCCUCUACUUUCACCACCAAACCUAACUGCACAUGCUUCCAAUCGCGUUUGCAAUGCGCUUGCCUUGCUCCAAUGCGUCGCCUCUCAUUCAGAAACUCGCCAGCUGUUCCUCAGCGCGCAUAUCCCAUUGUUCUUAUACCCCUUCCUGAAUACGACAUCCAAGACCCGACCCUUUGAAUACCUUCGCCUCACCUCUCUAGGUGUGAUUGGCGCUUUGGUCAAGCAAAACGAUAACAGCUCCGUCAUCCACUUUUUGCUCUCCACCGAAAUCAUCCCUCUCUGUCUCCGCAUCAUGGAAACCGGCUCUGAACUCUCCAAAACUGUCGCCAUCUUCAUUGUUCAGAAGAUCUUGUUGGACGAGACGGGGUUGACUUAUAUCUGUCAUACCUAUGAGCGGUUCUAUGCUGUUGGAACUGUGUUGUCGAACAUGGUGAAUCAGCUUGUUGAGACGCAAGCCGUACGUCUCCUCAAGCAUGUUGUGAGGUGCUAUCUCCGUCUGAGCGACAAUCUUCGGGCGCGAGAGGCGUUGCGUGCAUGUCUCCCUGAACCACUCCGAGACCAAACCUUUGCCACUUUGCUCAAGGGCGAUAUGGUGACUAAACGAUGCUUAACAACUUUGCUUAACAAUUUGGCAGAGUCAUGA